Molecule: messenger RNA, 1266 nt
Organism: Megalops cyprinoides (Indo-Pacific tarpon)
Lineage: Eukaryota; Metazoa; Chordata; Actinopteri; Elopiformes; Megalopidae
Gene: uprt
Product: uracil phosphoribosyltransferase (FUR1) homolog (S. cerevisiae)
Exons: 7
Coding region: 167-985 (272 amino acids)
Source: RefSeq, a predicted model, not a curated record
GUUACAGUUUCCUUCCAGGACAGACUCAGGCUUCUAUUUUCUUCACUAGGCGAAAACGCGGGGGACGUUGCGCUCCAUGGAAGAAGGGGAACGCAGACUUUUCAUGCUUCUUACAAAAUAGGAAGUAGUAGAAUUGACAGUAAAUCCAGACGGUCGUUUCUGUUAUAUGGAAACGUAUUUCGACGACAGUAUAAUCAAAACGAGUAUCAUGCCUUGCCAUAACCAGCAGCCAAACAAUGUCAACCAAGACCAUGCUGUCAUGAAGCAGGUUCGGUUUGCGAACAGCGCCAGCAUCUCCGCAGUUUCGAAUAGCGGAGCCGAGGAAGCCAAGGAAGCGUGUGGAAACGAGCACGUUGAAGACCAAGUGCAACUUGGACCGCAGUUGAAACUGUUACCCCUGAAUGACCAAAUACGAGAAUUGCAGACCAUCAUAAGAGACAUAAAAACCAGCAGAGGGGAUUUUGUGUUUUGUGCGGACAGACUGAUCAGACUCGUGGUUGAGCAAGGACUCAAUCAGCUGCCGUAUUCAGAGUGCACCGUGAUCACUCCCACAGGGCACAAGUAUGAAGGUGUCAAGUUUGAGAAGGGCAACUGUGGAGUCAGCAUCAUGCGGAGUGGCGAGGCCAUGGAGCAAGGACUAAGGGACUGCUGCAGGUCUAUCCGCAUUGGAAAGAUCCUCAUUCAGAGUGAUGAGGACACCCAGAAGGCUAAAGUCUAUUAUGCCAAAUUCCCCCCCGAUAUCUACAGAAGGAAGGUUUUGCUCAUGUAUCCCAUCCUGAGCACAGGUAAUACAGUGAUCGAGGCCGUCAAGGUGCUGAUCGAACACGGCCUCCUGCCCAAACACAUCAUCCUCCUCAGCCUCUUCUCAACCCCUCACGGCGCCAAAUCAAUCAUCCAGGAGUUCCCUGACAUUACCAUCUUGACGACUGAGGUGCACCCCGUGGCCCCGACACACUUUGGACAGAAGUACUUUGGGACAGACUAGCCUGCCUUCAAAGAACCCUGAUCGAUGCCAUACCGUGACAGCCGUUAAGUGUGAUUUGUCUUUCCAUUCUGUGUUAAGAGCAGCUUUUGAGGACCCCUGCUGUAGAAUCCUGCUCUAGCCUCUGCGUACGCCUUACCUAAUGUUCCACACUGACACUGACAUUUCCCCGAAACAACAUAGCAACAAAGCACAUUCCAUACAGGUCUUAUAGGAAAUGGUGUGCUUGCAUGUAUUGCUGAUUCAUUCAAGUCAGCAAUACUAAAAAAAAAAAAAAAAAAAAA